Octopus sinensis (East Asian common octopus) is the source of this 678-nucleotide messenger RNA. Its product is annotated as SCAN domain-containing protein 3-like. The record is from RefSeq and is a predicted model, not a curated record. Bases 1 to 678 code for a protein of 225 amino acids. The transcript has a single exon. Lineage: Eukaryota; Metazoa; Mollusca; Cephalopoda; Octopoda; Octopodidae.
AUGAUAGCUUGUGCAAAUGAAGUUCUGAGAAAAGAUGCUGCAUCUACUCUGAGUACAAUUGCACUUUCAAAUAACACAAUUACAAGAAGACAGGAUGGAAUGUCUAAUUUUGUUGAGGAGAAGAUUGUGGAAAUUCUCCAAACGACAAAUUUUUCUAUCCAGGUUGAAGAUAGCACAAUUCAUAACCAAGCUAUCCUGGUCUAUGUCAGAUUCAUCCAUGAAGAUGAUAUAAGGGAAGAAAUAUUAUUCAUUAAAAGUUUGUCUGAAACUACUAAUGGAGACGAUAUAGUCAGUGAAGUAAUGCAGUAUUUUAAUGAUAAAAGUAUUCCAUUGACUAAUUUGAUCAACAUUGCAUCAGAUGGAGCUGCAGCCAUGACUGGAAAAGUGAAAGGUUUUGUUUCUAGAAUGAAAUCAGUUGCUCCUCACAUUUUUUAUGUACAUUGCAUUAUCCACAGACAGCAUUUGGUUGCUAAGAAUAUUGGAAGUCACAUGGAAGAAGCACUCAACACUGUCAUACAUGCAAUUAACUUUGUCAAAUCAAACCCAGUGAAUAAUAGACUUUUUAUGCAAUUCUGUGAAGAUGAAGAUUUUAAAACCCUAUUGCUUCACACAGAAGUAAGAUGGUUGUCAAAAGAACUGAGCCUUGAAAGACUAGUGGACAUCAUCAAAGAAGCUUGA